CAAGCAUAGGCUUCUAGUGCUUGUGUACGAUGCUCGAGCCGCUGCGGCAGCUUGAAAUCGGACUCCAAGCAAUCAACCCUCCCGCAGGCAAUUUUACUCCGUAUUUUUGACUGUAUCGAAAAGUCUGGCCCCGUUUUUCUGGGUUAUGCAUGGUGCAGUGGGCUUCCGAUUCACAACACAAAAACGUCAUACAACAAAUAGUUUGAUCGGACUUGUGUUGAAUUCUAUGAACUCGGCAUUACCCAUUGGCCCCCCCGCCUCCCUCUCAAAACAUCAGCAUCUCACUGCUGAAACCAUCAGAAAAUCGUCAACCACAACUGACAGGUGACUCCUCUGAUGGAAUGCGACUCGAUACAUCACGGACAUUCGUUGUGGCAGGUAACAAUACUGACAAAUUUAGCAUCCUGCCGCUAGGAGGGGCCAGACCCCAAUCGCGCAUUGCUAGGGAGGUCCUGACUAAUAUUAGCAUCCUAUACCAGGAGUAAAUUAUACAUGUAUCUCAUUGAACGGCGAUGGCCUGUGAUCUAGUGAGGUCGACUAAUUAUCUACAGUAGACGGAGUAGAUAGAUUCCUAUCUAUGGAGGAUAUACUCUUAUUGCCAACACGGUAUUGGCUUAUCCCUUCACUCCACCAUCGAUAUGGUUCGCCUAUUAUUUAUCCCUUUCCCACUCAACCGCAACCAAGUCAACUUGUUUUUCUCAUCGCCAGCAGCAUGAGUGACACCACGAACCUUCUAAGAAUGCUAGUAUCAAUUUCAACAACACCUAGCGAGUCCGGUCGCUGUAUAGUGGUCGAUCUGAAUUUAUUGGAAUCUAAGGGGGACCCGCUUUUCCUCCAAGUGCGGACUCGACUCCGUCCCUCACAAGUCCUUCGCCUGCCUUACGUUGGUAUGCAGCGCCCUGUUCGCGCGUUGGAAUUUCGGUCGCCUAGAUGCCUUGGACUUGCUUUUGCCUCUUGACACGUAUGUGUGUAGAAAACGGCAGACAACUGAGGCCUAAAAAAAAAUGAAAGAAAGGUAAAUGUUAUAACGGUCCAUUCUGUGGCACUACCGUGAUCCCCGUUUGCAGGUUGAACUCAUUCUUGUCCUUG
Messenger RNA from Aspergillus welwitschiae, 1089 nucleotides. RefSeq lists its product as uncharacterized. Lineage: Eukaryota; Fungi; Ascomycota; Eurotiomycetes; Eurotiales; Aspergillaceae. The record is from RefSeq and is a predicted model, not a curated record. Bases 578 to 958 code for a protein of 126 amino acids. The transcript has a single exon.